GUCCCGUUAACCGGCUCCUUCUGCGCAUGUCCUCUACGGUCCAACCGGACAGAGAGAGAGAGAGAGUUAGAGAGAGAGAGAGAGAGAGAGAGAGAGAGUUAACAGAGAGAGAGUUAACAGGGAUUCAUGGAGCAUGUCCCAGCACCAGUGUUUUCUAUGUCUUCUUGUCCACGAUGCACUUUAGGAUUUCAAUAAGAUGCGUGUGUGUUUCCAGAUAAUCAGUUUCUUCCUCGCAGUCUACUUCCACUGCCCGCUGCUCCGAGCUCAGGAUCCCUCCUGUUGCCACCAUGCUGCCGAGUUCUCACCUUGCAAAGAAGCUUGUGACCAGCUCGCCACCAUAAAGAGUGAGUCUCGUCUAAAGCAUCUCCUCCAGAGGUUACCCAGUUACUGUCCAGAGUUGAUGAAUGAACUUUGGAUGUGCAUCAACUCUACCCUUCCAGGCGUAUCCAGGAAGUCAGAGGGCUGGGUGGGUCUGGGCUGCUGUGAGCUGGCUAUCUCAGCUGAGUGUCGCAGGGAAUGCAGACAGGCAUCAUCUAAAAAUGACAUAACAAAAGUAUGCAAAAAAGUCACAGAGAACUCCCUCUACAGCUGCAUCACCAAAAAUGAAAUGGGCUCCACCUGCUGCAGCUAUGCAGGACGUCACACCACCUGUAGGGAGUACUGCCAGGCCAUCUUCAGGACCGACUCGACCCCCACCGUGUCCCAGAUCAACGCUGUCAAAGAGUACUGUCAGAGUCACAGCCCUCAGCUGCUCAGCUGCGUCAGCAACUUCACCAAGUCCUACCCCAUACGCAGCCCUAUCGACAGUCUGUACUGCUGUGACCGGGCAGAGGCGACCCACUGCCAGGUGGCUUGCCGGCGAAUCCUUCGCACCAUGAGCACCGAACAUGAGAUCAUGGAGGGUUUGAUCGAGGAGUGUGGCUCCCAGCCUCUCCCUCAGGAACCCAUGUGGCAGUGCUUCCUGGGCAGCGCCCACCCUCCUUCCCCACCUGAAGAGGAGACCCCCCAUCCCGCCAAGAUGGACUGUGCCAAGCUGCACUGCUGCUCCAAGGCUAACACCUCCCUCUGCAGGGACAUGUGUCAGGAGAUCAGCACUAACUGGGGCAGCCAGACGUGGCAGGACUUUGACCAGCUCUGUGAGUACAACCCGGUGGAGACGGAGCUCAUCAACUGCCUGGCUGAUGUCAGAGAGCCCUGUCAGCUGGGCUGCAAGGACCUCGGCUACUGCACCAACUUCAACAACAGGCCAACGGAGCUGUUCCGCAGCUGUAACGUCCAGUCAGACCAGGGCGCCAUGAGCGACAUCAAGCUGUGGUCCAACGGGACGAUCAAGAUGCCGUUCAUGAACAUCCCCGUGCUGGACAUCAGGAAGUGUCUGCCGGACAUGUGGAAGGCCGUGGCCUGCUCGCUGCAGAUCAAACCCUGCCACAGCAAGUCCAGAGGGAGCGUCAUAUGCAAGUCAGAUUGUGUGGACAUCCUGACUCAGUGUGGGGACAGGAAGCGUUUCCAUGAAGGACAAACUCCAGAGGGGAUCUGUGAGCUGCUGUCGCCCAUCGAUGACCCUGAACGCUGCAUCCCCCUCCGCACAUACCUCAUCGCCAGUCCCCUUGGCAACGGCAUCAUGGAGGAGGUCAUCCAUCCGUGCAACCCCAACCCCUGCCCUAGCAACCACUUAUGCCAGGUCAACAGGAAGGGCUGCCUCGAUGAGCUCAACUGUCAGCCGUACGUCUGUGUGCCAGGCUGUAAACUGGGUGAGGCCUCAGAGUUCCUGGUGCAGCAGGACUCUCGUAUCCUGGUGCCAACUCGAAACGGUCCUACCGGGUGCCACGAGGUGUGCAGCUGUGGUGUCAGUGGGCGUCUGGAGAACUGUCAGGAGAUGCCCUGUGUGGACAUCAACAAGCCCUGCGUCGUAGGAGGCCAGAGGAAAAGUCACGGGACGUCUUUCAGGGUGGACUGCCACACCUGUUCCUGCUUCGCUGGCGACACCAUCUGCUCUACGAGAGAAUGUCUCGGCUUCGACAGCUCCGAUGAGGACCGCAGACGCUUUACUGGCCUUCCCUGUAGCUGUCCAGACCGCUUCGUCCCAGUGUGUGCCUCUAACGGGCGGACCUAUCCCAGUGCCUGUGUAGCUCGCUGUAUGGGUUUCAAGGACCACCAGUUUGUCUUCGGCCUGUGCCGCCUCAGUAACCCCUGCGCUGGCAAGCCCUGCCAGAGGAACCAGAGGUGCGUCCCGAAGUAUCGCGUGUGUCUGAGUGACUCGUCAGACUGCCCGCAGUUCGAGUGUGUCGGCCGACCGGCGGCCUGCGAUAAGAUCAGUGUGGAGCCGGCCUGUGAUACCGAUGGUCUGGUCCACCCCAGUCUGUGCCAGCUGCAACAGGCUGGGAAGAGCCUGGCCUACAUGGGCCACUGCCAGGAUGCCUGCAGGAAGCCUCAGCCCAUUUGUGGCCAUAAUGGUGAAACCUACAACACAGUGUGUGACGCCUUCUUUGACCGCGUGGCCGUGGACUACGAGGGCUCCUGCCACGCUGUCGGGGCCAUGUCUGACGUGGCCCCCGACUCUGCGUGCAGUGUGAUUCCCUGUCCGCCUCUGUCCACGCCAGGCUGCCAGCCUGUCAACCCACCUGGAGCCUGUUGUCCGAUAUGUGCCAGCAUGCUGCAGAUCCUCUGGAACAAAGAGCUGAUGAACACUUUCUCUAAGUUGAAUAAGAACCAGCCGGUGACGGUCCACGACGUCCUGCAGAUCCUGAGGUUUCACGUCUCGGUGCCGCAGUGCGACGUCUUCGGCUACCUGAGCAUCGACCACGAGCUGGUGGUCCUCAUCGCGCCAGUGGACCAGCAGCCGACACCGCUGCAGAUCGAAGCCUGCAGUAAGGAGGCCGAGAAGAUUGAUUCCCUCAUCAACUAUGCCAGUCCCACGCUGGUCUCCCAUGUCCCCCUCUCCGCAUUCCUCACGUCCGAGAUCAAGACCUCCUCCAUCCGGUCGUCCGGGGGCGCUCCGCCUUCACCUCUAGCCCCAGGCCUGUGCUUCCUCCUGGGCCUCCUCAUCACUGCAGUCCUCCAGCAGGGCUAAGAGUGCUGCUCAUCCACACCCAGCACCCCCCCCCUCCCGCCCCCCCCCGCACCCCCCUCUAACUCUUGAGUGGUCCAAAGUAUCCACGCCCCCCUUCCCCCCGGAUGUCAUGAGGUGAGUGUGUGUUCGGGCGGUCACGAAGCAGGAAGAAGCAAUGCCAUUUUUUCGACAAUCAUUCCUAUUGACUCACCUGCGUGUCAAACAAUCAAGGCGGUGGAAAAGCUCUUAUUCUGGAAAGCUUUUGUAUGAACAGUGUUAUUCAGUGGAUGAAUUACUCACCGGGUUCCCUCCAGUGAAGUAUGUGUGAGUGUGUGUGUGUGUGUGACCUUUUAAGAAGUAUUUGACUUCAUGCCAGCAGUGUUUCUCCAUUAGUCCCAGCAGCAAGCUCUCCUCUGAAAGCUGUUAAGUGGGAACGUAAUUUUCAUGACUCACUCUGUCUUGUUCUGGGGCUUUGUAUGUGUGUGUGUGUGUGUGUGUGUGUGUGUGUGUGUGUGUGUGUGUGUGUGUGGAGACAGACGAGGACAAAACAUCCCUGUCUGGCAGCACAUCUGUCUGACAAAUUAGCCCAAAUUCCCUCUGCCACACACACUCCCACACAGAUAUUGGUGUCACUCAGGCCAGACUCCUCUGCUCCAGACGGAGUCUGAUCAGCAUUGAAGUGACAUGUUUCAAGCCUCUGGUAAAUAAGAAUGCACAGUAGCACAGUGCGUGAUGUUUCUCUACAUGUGAGGUGUAUAUACGGACCUAGUGUUUGAACCUCUAACCUCAGCAGUGUUAGUGCUCAUGGACUGAGCCAGCUCAUAUGAGACUAAUCCAGCCUCCAAAAGUCGGUUCGAACUACCGACCGAACAAAGUGCCGGAGAGUUGAUCAAAAAA
This is a messenger RNA of Sebastes umbrosus (honeycomb rockfish), 3946 nucleotides long. RefSeq names its product reversion-inducing-cysteine-rich protein with kazal motifs (gene reck). Gene Ontology annotation, cellular component: plasma membrane. Gene Ontology annotation, biological process: extracellular matrix organization; sprouting angiogenesis; blood vessel maturation. Gene Ontology annotation, molecular function: metalloendopeptidase inhibitor activity; protein binding. The record is from RefSeq and is a predicted model, not a curated record. Lineage: Eukaryota; Metazoa; Chordata; Actinopteri; Perciformes; Sebastidae.